AUAUAAAUUUUUAUUAUGUACUGAUAAAGUAUGAUAUGGCAGAAUACCGUCGACCAAUAGCGAAAAUUUCGCCAUCUUUUUGCAUCAUUGCAUAUAUAAGUACGGCGUGAAACUAACCACGCACUCAGUUAAUUCCCUCUUCUGUUCGAGACAAGAACAAACCCAUUUCUCAAUUCUCAUCAGGGAAAUCCCAUUUCAAACAACUAUAAUCAGUUGACUGUGAUAUUUUAAGUGAAAACUACUUUUGUGAACUCGUUUGUUUCGUCGACGGGACGCCAGGCUAAAUCCAAUUGAAGAAGUGGAAUUUGUCACGUGACUAAUACCGAAGUUAUAAGUAGCGCCGAGAUCACAUCGACGUUCUCUUUUCCACAGUAUCUAAUUCGGAAGUAAAUUCGUAGAUUCUAAUAAUCAAGGUUCAGAAUGCCAGAAACAAAUUUGUCCAAUGGAUACACAAACGGCAAUUCGGGAUAUGAAAUGGUGGACGGAACAGAAUUUUUAUUCACAUCUGAAUCUGUAGGCGAGGGUCAUCCAGAUAAAAUGUGUGAUCAAAUCAGUGAUGCUAUAUUAGACGCACAUCUUGAACAAGAUCCCAACGCAAAAGUUGCUUGUGAAACUGUUACAAAAACAGGAAUGAUCCUUGUUUGUGGAGAAAUCACAUCAAAGGCUGUUGUAGAUUACCAAAAAGUAGUCAGAGAAACCGUCAAACACAUUGGUUAUGAUGACUCUUCAAAAGGCUUCGACUGGCGCACUUUGAACCUGUUAGUAGCAAUAGAACAACAAUCGCCAAAUAUAGCAGAAGGAGUACAUGUAAAUAGAGAAGAACAGGAGAUUGGGGCAGGGGAUCAGGGUUUAAUGUUUGGUUAUGCCACGGAUGAAACUGAAGAAUGUAUGCCACUUACAGUAGUUUUGGCGCACAAACUAAAUCACAAAAUUGCAGAAUUGAGAAGAUCUGGAGAAUUCUCAUGGGCAAGACCAGAUACUAAAACUCAAGUUACUGCUGAAUAUACUUUUGAACGCGGAGCUUGCAUUCCACGAAGAAUCCAUACAGUAGUUGUUUCAAUGCAGCACAGCGAAAAAAUUACUUUGGAAGAAUUACGUAUAGCGAUUAAGGAAAAAGUGAUCAAAGAAGUAAUACCAGCUAAAUAUUUGGACGAAAAAACAGUAAUUCAUAUCAAUCCAUGUGGACUCUUCAUCAUUGGAGGACCACAGGGAGAUGCUGGUUUAACUGGAAGGAAGAUAAUUGUAGACACAUACGGUGGAUGGGGAGCACACGGAGGUGGUGCGUUUUCAGGAAAAGAUUUUACUAAAGUUGAUAGAUCAGCCGCUUAUGCCGCUAGAUGGGUGGCUAAAUCUUUAGUAAAAGCCGGACUCUGCAGAAGAUGUUUGGUACAAGUAUCUUACGCCAUCGGUUUAGCUGAACCUCUUUCUAUUACAGUAUUCGACUAUGGAACUUCCGAAUUGACACAAAAACAGUUGUUAGACAUAGUAAACAAGAACUUUGAUUUGAGGCCUGGCAGAAUUGUGAAGGAAUUGAACUUGAGACAGCCAAUUUAUCAGAAAACUAGCACAUACGGACACUUUGGACGAGAAGGUUUCAGCUGGGAAGUACCUAAAUCAUUAAUUCUACAAUAGUUACUUUAAUUUUAUUGUUAAUACCCAUUUAGUCCUUCCCUAGUAAGUAGAUGUUUAAGAAUAGGAGAAAAAUUCUGUGAUCGGCGCUCUGAACCUUGAGAUGAACGCGACAUUUUGCUUCCUUGAAAAGUAAAAUCGUUUUCGGAGACGAAACGUCGCGUAUUUGCAAGUAAGUUUGGUAAAAAUUCGCCCCAAGUUUUCCGAUACAACCCACAGUGGUACUAAAUGUUAGUGUCGCUGCAAUUUAGUGUGAGUCAAAACGUUCGAUUUCAAGUUAGGUAUUUUACUCGCACAUUGUGUUGUGUUUAAGAGAAUAAAUAAAAAUUUGGAAAAGAGCAUUUCUAUAAACACUCCGGGAUGUAUCAGGAACGAGGAGGGAUAACAAAAAAUCAGACAAACUGUUGAAUUUGGCGUUUUAUAACUAAAAGAGAUAAAAUAUAAUCUAUAAGUUUUAUUAUUUAAUAUAUAUACGAAUAUAUUAUUUUGGUGGAUUAUUUAAUUGUAUUUUAUUUUUUGAAAAAGAGAAAAACAUUUCACAUAAUAAUAUGUAUUUUUUAAUAUAUUUGUUAUAUCCAGUGUAGGUCAAUAAAUCCAUGUAAUUUUUUAUAGUGUAUUAAUAUUUUUAUUGACAUAAUAUAUAAAAUAGGCUCUUUGUCCAAAAUAAACAAUAAAGUAGAUAUUACAACAAA
Diorhabda sublineata is the source of this 2321-nucleotide messenger RNA. RefSeq names its product S-adenosylmethionine synthase. Gene Ontology annotation, cellular component: cytosol. Gene Ontology annotation, biological process: S-adenosylmethionine biosynthetic process. NCBI's taxonomy places the organism in Eukaryota, Metazoa, Arthropoda, Insecta, Coleoptera, Chrysomelidae. The record is from RefSeq and is a predicted model, not a curated record. Gene Ontology annotation, molecular function: methionine adenosyltransferase activity; ATP binding. The coding region runs from base 421 to 1632 and encodes 403 amino acids. The transcript is spliced from 9 exons.